Closterium sp. NIES-67 is the source of this 2579-nucleotide messenger RNA. NCBI's taxonomy places the organism in Eukaryota, Viridiplantae, Streptophyta, Zygnematophyceae, Desmidiales, Closteriaceae. The record is from the annotation of a GenBank genome assembly.
ACCACCCCACUUUCGAUUCAAGCCUAGAGAUCGUCGCCUGAUAAGCUUAUCGCGUUCCACCUUUGGAGCUAGCCGUUCAGCAGUACUAGUUGAAAUACAUGCAAUGCGAUCUCGGACUGAAGUCCAUCACAGACGCUCGCGUUGCGAGUUCGCGUGGAAAUGGCCAUAAGGUGGUGCUUUCGGUGCUAGGACGUUUGCACUAGCCUUGAUUCCGACAGUGAAGCUUCCAGAUCAGUGAGCUCGCAGCGUUCGCACGGCAAUAGACCUGCAUGGCAUUUUACAAACAGGGAUCGCACCAUAGCGGCUCAUUUCUCACAACAUCUCCUGCAGCGGGAAAUUAACUACACUCGCGAGCCUCUACAAUCGGUCAGCUGUAGCCGCAUUAGUAGGAGCGACAUUGCGUUCGACCUGGCAGCUUGGAGCGACGAAUCAACGUAUACCAAUCGCCACAUUCGCACACAUGGCGACAGCGAGCGGUCGAUCCGUCGCAGGGUACAGCAGCAGCCAGCACCUCAAGGAGCGAGCGACGGGAGCUCGAAGCCCUACCAGAGGUCGAAGCCCUACCAGAGGUCGAAGCCCGACUAGAGGUCGAAGCCCUCGAGAAUACGACGACGACGACGAUGAUGAUCACGAGCACGGCCACGGACACGAAGCACACAGCCCUACUGGCGGUCACAAUCGCAUGGGGUCGUACGACGAGGGGAUGUUCCGCCAGGCUGGCAGUCCACGUGGCUUCGGCAGCGCGCACCACGGAGGAUCGCUGUACCACAGAGUGUUGGUGCGAUUAGGCCUGGCGCGCCUAUCCAUGGACCAGUUCGGGUCGCUGCUCGUGCUGCUGAUGGGGUUUCUGGUCAUUCUCGGGUGGGGAGCGCGUGACGUGUGGGACGAGAUGAAAUCUAGGGCCGCUACGCAAGGCACGUGUCCCGUUCCCCGCGAAUUCCGGCCGUCGGACGCCGACCUCCUGGGCCGGCUGCCGCAGUAUAAGCGGCUGGUGUUGACUCAGCCCAUGGCGGUUAAGUACCUGCAGCUGAUCCACAAGUACCUGGAACCGUGGCGGCCCAUCAAGAAUCUGACAUCCGGAGUGGGAAGGACGGGCCUGGUAACCACAGGGGCGCUCACGCGGAUGGGCAAGACGCCCGCCAUCAUGUCGUGUGCGGGGCACGUGAAGAUCAUCAACGGCAGGGUCUACUUCCGCUACGGCGGAUUCUUCCAUGAGUACUACCGCCUCAACCGCUUCCUGCAGACCGUAAAAAUGAUCCACGACGCGGUGGUGCGGUACCAGCUGGUGGACCUACGCAUAGAGCUGUACGUGAGCACGUGCGACCACCCCAUGGCGUUCUACAGCAGCCAUUUUGAUGACCGCGCCGGCAUCCCCAUGAUGAGCACCGGGUUCACUGCCGACACCAUGGACAUCCCCGUGCCAGACCCGCUGGACCUCACUGAAGACUACACGCCGGACCUGGCCACACAAAUCCCCUGGGAGCGCAAGGAGUCGCGCGCUGUGUUCCGAGGCAAGACCACGUCGUACCAGCUGGUCAACGGCAACUGGGGGGCCAACCCUCGCGUGCGCCUGCACCGCAUCUCCGAUGCCCACCCCGCCCUCAUGGACGCCCACAUCAACAAGUGGUCGCACUCCCGUGGGCCAGCCCAAGCUGAGAUGACGAGCGAGGGGGUGGUGCUGGCACCGAGAAUGAACUUCACACAGUUCAAUGCGUUCAAGUACCAGGUCAUCGUGGACGGGGGCGGGGGCAGCUGCCGCACGUGCGGGGUGCUGCGGUCCAACCAGCUGAGCAUCCGCCAGGAGACGCCCGUCUUCCAGUUCUAUGAGCCGCUGCUGACGGACCGUGUGCACUGGCUCACCACCACCCGCACUUUCUCGGAUCUGCCUGACAAGGUCAGAUGGGCGCAGGAGAACGACGAGGAGGUGCAGCGGCUGGUGCAGGCGGCAAACCAGUUCGCAUCGUACGCGUGCACGUGGACAGGCAGGACACUCUACUGGGGGCUGCUGCUUGUCAAGUACCACCACACACUCGAGAACCCCGAGGCAAUCACCGAGCCGACAAAAGAUCAGAUCUGCGAUAAAAGCCCCAUGCUCGAGUCGCCAGCCAACACAACGGACCCAGCAGCAGUGAAGUGCGCCGACCCAGAGGGCAUGAGGAAGAACCCCGACUGCAUCUACUUCUGCUCCUCAGGGACUAUCAAGGCUGAUCGCUUCGUGUGGCUGAGAGCUGAGGCACUAGCAGACCUCAAGAAAAUAGGCCCCCCUUGAGAGAGAGCACAACUCCAGAGGGGAUUCAGAAAAGCCGCCUUUGCACCUACUUGCAUCCAACUUCAUGGAAAUCGCCUCACGGGGCUCAAGCCGAGGCAGCAGAACAAACAAGAGAAGUACCUACACCGGAAAUGGUAUUGUAGUUGAUUUGGUAGAUAUGCUCAGAAUCUUCUCUGCUCUGUUCUAACUGCAACCACAAGCUGUGCAGCCGGCAUGCCGCCUUCAUUCGUACUCCUGGCAUGCAGCACAGCCACUGCUGACUCCCAUCCCAAGAUCCCAUCAGCAAAUCCUUAGGAAAAGCUCAGCCAGG